GCGAGGAUGUAUUUCCGUCGCGAUAGAAAUCUCUUUUCAAUGUAAAGAGAGUGCACAGGACGCCCGUCUUUACGCACAGAUGCCAUUCCCCAGGGGCUUUAAAAGGAGUGGCUCACGCUGUUAUUGAACACACAAUUUAUUCAGACACCUCUGCGUGGUCUUCGCUGCACCUCCAGCAAACAUGACGACACACUUUUCCCAGAACGCAGAGGAGAGCCCGGAGCCCCGCAAGGCAGAAGUCAAAGGGAACAUCCCCAGCUGGCUGCAAGGCACACUGCUGCGCAAUGGCCCCGGCAUCUUUUCCGUGGGGGUCACCAGCUACAACCACUGGUUCGAUGGGAUGGCGAUCAUGAAAAGCUUCGCCAUCAAAGACGGGGAAGUUACUUACAGGAGCAGAUUUUUAGAAAGUGACACCUACAAAGUCAACAAGGCUGCGAACAGGAUCGUUGUGUCUGAAAUGGGAACGAUGGCAUACCCGGACCCCAGCAAGAAUUUCAUUGUCAAAGCAAUUACCUUCCUCAACCACACAGUGCCCGACUUCACUGACAACGGCGCAAGCAAUAUCAUCAAAUACGGAAACGACUACUACGCCACGUCAGAGACCAACUACAUCCGCAAGAUCGAUCCCGUGACGCUGGAAACUCAGGACAAGGUGGACUACAUGAAGUACCUGCCGGUGAACCUGGCUUCGUCCCAUCCUCACUAUGACAAGGAGGGCAACGCCUACAACUUUGGGACUUCGAUAGCAGAGAAGGCCAAGACCAAGUACAUCCUGUUUAAAGUCCCUGCUGUCUCAGAGACGGACCAAGCCAAGGAUGGGCCCGCCCUGAAGAAAGUGGAGGUGCUGUGCACGGUGCCCUGCCGUUCCCUUCUCACACCCAGCUACUACCACAGCUUCGGCCUUACGGACAACUACUUCAUCUUCAUCGAGCAGCCUCUCAAACUGGACAUCCUCAAGAUGGCCACGGCGUACAUGAGGGGGGUCAACUGGGCCAGCUGUCUGAAGUUCAGCCCGGAGGAAAAUACUCUGAUCCACCUGAUAGACAGAAAGACGGGCAAAGUGGUGGAUACAAAGUACUACACUGGCGCAAUGGUCGUCUACCAUCACGUGAACGCAUUUGAGGACGAUGGUCACGUGAUCGUCGACGUCAUCGCCUACAAAGACAACAGCCUAUAUGAUGCAUUCUACCUGAACAGAAUGAAGGAGAACCCCGGGUCGGAGGACGAUAGCUACACCAAACCAAGCUACAAACGAUUUGUACUGCCAACCCAUCCAGACAAGGGCGUGGCAGUUGGAGAAGACUUGGUAAAACUCAAGUACACAACAGCCAGUGCCGUGAAGGAGAAAGAAGGCAAACUGAUGUGCCAAGCAGAGGUUCUCUGUGGUGGCUUUGAAUUGCCACGAAUGAAUUACGACUUCAAUGGCAAGAAGCACCGGUUUGUCUACGGGUGCAGUGUGGAGAAGUGUGCUGUGGCGAAAGAGAUUGCCAAAUUCGACACAGAGACCAAGACAAGGCUUCACUGGAGUGAAGACAACUGCUCGCCCUCAGAGCCGGUUUUCAUCCCCAGACCAAAUGGGGAGUCAGAAGAUGAUGGCGUCGUCUUGGCAACAGUUAUCAACUCUAACCCGGAACAGUCAAGUUUCUUCUUGAUCCUCGACGGCAGAACAUUUAAAGAGGUUGCUCGCGCGUACGUGAACACGGCGCUCAACCGGGAUAUGCACGGCUUUUUUAUCCCACAACAAAAUUAGUUUGCUUUUUACACCAACUGUGCUUUGGGGCUGAGGAGUCCGUUUGAAAAGUCAAAAUUCUCUGCUGAACAUUGUGUUAUGAAGGAAAGAAGCAUUAUGAGGACCUAAAUGCUGACAUUGACUACCGCUUCUCCUUAAAGCUAUUUUAUCAAAACAAAUUGUCUAGAAAUAAUAUGCAGUUGGUGUGUAAUUUUUUUAGCAUGGAUCAACAUGUUGUUUAAGCAUCUCUUUCUGUGUAUAUACAUCCAUAUUAUUCAGUCCACAUUAUUUUAUUGUACUGCUAUGAAAUUGUAUUUGUGCUAAAAUAUUGACAUUUCUGAGGCGUGCUCCCAUUUUACCGUUACAUAAGAUAAUGAGAAAAAAAUGUAAUGUAGUAUUGAAUAAAUGUAAUGCAAUAUUAAAGAAGUUUGUAAUUCAGUAUUUGAAUUACCGGCUACUGCUUAACUUUGAAAACAAAGUACUUCACAAGAUCUUUAAUGACACGUUUAUUUGAAACUCAUAUAUUAAAUUAAAAUUUACAGGCCUUUAACUCGUAUAUUGUUGCCAAAACUUACCUUGUGCCUGUACUACUAUAAUCACAAGAAAAUAAUCAGCAUUUUGCACAACAUGGUAACAGCUAUACACAUUCAGUGGAAGACAGUUUCCCAAAAAGCACUUAAGGUAACUCUGAGCCUUCAUUGGAUACACACACAUCAGCUGACAGUCAUGAAGCCCUUGAACCACAGUAUCUAAACGAUUAGAUAUGAGCAAACUGCAAUAUGUAACUAGGUUGUAGGCGUUUAUAGAGGACAGGUCAUAUGGGUUUAUUAUUCUGUUAUGUAUUGCUUCAAGGGUUCAUAAUGGACUCAUUAACCAAAACUUAUUGCAAUGUGAUGUUAAACACAGGGUUACCAGGAGCAGAACGCACAUGUGUUCAGCCUGGCAAAUUACAUUUAAUUUGUACACUGUUUGUUCACAUAUCCUUGAAGACAUUCUAAUCGGGGAGUAAAAAUGUAUUCAAAUUGAUAAACACAAGAGUACAUGUUUUUGUGGUUGUCAUGGAAAUGUGAGAUGUUUCUUCAAAGUGCUGUCCCGUCGUAUUUACACCAUUUAAAGCCCUUACAGCCUGACUUUCCAUUUUCCAGCUGACGUUACCUGAGGGCCCAGGCCGCAGGGGGGACAUCGGAUUGGGCUAUGGACCCAUCAUAACGCUAUAUCAUAUUUCACCUUUGAUAUUUAAUGGCAUAUCCAAACUAAAGUAGACAAAAACAUAUGUGAGGGCACUUUAAGUAAUUUGCAACACAGUGAUGUGACUCAUGAACGACCAAUAUGUCCAAUGCAACAUGAUCAUGGUGCUGUAGGUCAAAACUACUCGUCAUUGAAUCACACUAUACCGGCCUGAGUUAUUAUUGCGUCAUUGUUUUUUAAAGAAAUGUAUGAUUUGAUAACAAAAUUAAAGAUUUUUUUGCGUGUGUGUGUGUGUGUCGAAUCACAACAUUAAUUACUGUAACAGAAACAUACGCACCACCUACAGACAGUAAUAUACUACAUUAUCAAUAGCAAGUACUUCAGUGCAAUCAGUGUAAAAUUAAAAAAACUUUAAAGCUCACAGUUGCGGACACACGUUUGGAUAUUGCUAGCACGGGUUGUGUAUUGACAGACUGUAUGAUGACCAGCAGACAUUCAAUGAUUAAAGACAUCAUAAAACAUGUUUCAAAACCUUUGACACC
This is a messenger RNA of Pungitius pungitius (ninespine stickleback), 3459 nucleotides long. RefSeq names its product beta-carotene oxygenase 1 (gene bco1). The coding region runs from base 182 to 1750 and encodes 522 amino acids. Gene Ontology annotation, molecular function: beta-carotene 15,15'-dioxygenase activity; carotenoid dioxygenase activity. Gene Ontology annotation, biological process: retinal metabolic process; carotene catabolic process. The transcript has 11 exons. The record is from RefSeq and is a predicted model, not a curated record. Lineage: Eukaryota; Metazoa; Chordata; Actinopteri; Perciformes; Gasterosteidae.